UUAACAGAGUCGCAGAGGAAACAUGACGGACCUCAAGCAAAUCUGAUGAAGCUUGUUUAGUCUUUGUAUUGAAACUGUGAAGUCUCAGAUAAAUUAAAAAGGAGAGGAACAGAGGAACAGAUCUGGAUCAGAAUGGCAAUUUUUAACAACACAACCACAACCAACGUCAGCGAUCCUUAUCACUGUAAGAUAGACGAGAACUUCAAGUACAUUCUCCUCCCGGUGAGUUACACUCUGGUGUUUGUGUUCGGUCUGGCGCUGAACAUCACAGCCAUGUACGUCAUCUUGUUCCGAACCAAACACUGGAAGCCCAGCACCAUCUACAUGAUCAACCUCAAUGUCUGUGACACGCUUUACAUCCUCACCCUGCCGUUCCUCAUCUACUACUACGCCGAUAAGAACGACUGGCCGUUCGGUGAGCUGAUGUGCAAGCUGAUUCGUUUUCUCUUCUACACAAACCUCUACGGAAGCAUCCUCUUCCUCAGCUGCAUCAGCCUGCACCGGUUUUUAGGCGUCUGUCACCCGGUGCGCUCUUUGUCCUGGAUGAACGGCCGCCGCGCUCGUUUGAUUUCUGUGGGAAUAUGGAUGAUCAUUCUCAUCUUACAGGCACCGAUUCUUUAUUUCUCCAGGAUGAACAAUAAUGGUGGCGUGACACCGCAAUCAGCGGUUUGCUAUGACACCACAAGCAAGGAACUCUUCAAUGACUUCACUGUUUACAGCUCGGUGGUGAUGCUUUUGCUUUUUGUCCUGCCUUUUGGGGUGGUGCUGGUCUGCAACGGCCUGAUGGUGAAGAAACUUCAGGAACCCAGUGUUGUUGGUGGAGGUCCAAUGUCACAACGCUUUAAGCAGAAGUCGGUGAAGAUGAUCAUUAUCGUGCUUCUGACUUUCAUGUUGUGCUUUCUGCCCUUCCACGUGAACCGUAGUAUAUACUACACCUUCCGUUACCUGGACAAACAUGUGAGCUGCUCGAUGCUGGAGACUGCCAGCAUGGCCUACAAGGUUACACGACCUCUGGCCAGCGCUAACAGCUGCAUAGACCCCAUCCUCUACUUCAUGGCAGGACAGAGCUUCAGAAGAAGCAUGAGGAACAAGAAAAAUAAAACGAAAUCUGAAAAUAGGAAAUCACCGUCAGCCUCUUUAUAAUGUGCUUGAGUGGAAACAAAAAUCUCUUACAAAGUUACAAGCAAAGGAGGGCCUCACUCAGGGAAACGAUCCGUGAUGAAUGUGAUCAAUGUUGAUGAAAUUAACAGUCCAUUUGGAGAGUCUAAGCUCAAAAACUCUCAAAAGAGCUCCUAAUAAGGAGCCGUUUGGUGUUGUAUUAAUAGUAGGACCUUGUGACCCUUCCAAAGGAUGUUUUAUAGAAUGUGAAGGACAAUAUCGAUAUAUAUAUCUGCUCUGUGACCAGAGAACGUGCUACGUUCUAUUCAUGCUGUAUAAUGGUGGUGAAGGUACUAAACUCUCGUUUCUUGCUUCUGUUUAGGAACCUUGCAAAGUGACACUGUUCCUUAAGAUUCGUGGGAAUAUAGGCUAAUUAAGUGUUUUUGAAAAGGUGUGUCAGGACGGUUAGGAUCAACACAACGGCAUUUCGUUAACUAGAACUUGGUUUAGUUCCAGGAUGUUGUUCCAGGGCAUGAAAUCAGAUUGAGAUGUCUUUACAUGCCUUUGAUGAGAUCAGGGACUGAAAAAUGGAACUUAAAAAUGUUGGCUUGGCAACUAAAUGUUACGUUUGAAAUACUAACAAUUCUAAAACUAGAACUGAAAUAAAAAAAGCUUCAGUCUUUCUUAACAUUCAAUAGCAGUAUUGUAUGUUAAACUAGCACUUUUUAAAGGCGGAAAUCAUAUUAGAUAGUUGUAAAAGGGUGAAGAUUAAAUAAAUAUGCUGCUUUAGUUUAAGCAGAUUUUUGCUAAUCAAAACUAAAGUUGAAACUAAAACUACAAAAAUCAUUAACUGAAAUAAAGCUGGAAAAAUAUGAGAUGCAAAACUUUAAAUUUAAAUGGAUUAUUAAAAAUGUUGCCUUGGCAACUAAAUGUUACAUUUGAAAUACUAACAUUUCUAAAACUAGACCUGAAAUAAAAACGUAAAAAAAAAGCUAAAUAGAGAUAUUUAAACACAUUAUAAAAUGACUUAAACUAAAAGAAAAACUGACAAUUUUAAAUAAAAGAUAAUUCAAAAUAUUAAUUAAUACUAUAUAAAUAACACUUCAGCGAAAACUAAUAUAUGUCAGUAGAAUAAUCUACAAUUUUACUGAUGGUAAAAGAGAGGUUGAACAUAAUUCAUUUAAGAUGGCUAAAGUGUUUAAACUAUUUAUGGGGUAUGUGAUUUUACAUUCAUUUCAGUGAUAUCCAUGUAUUUGUUACAAUCAAAAUGUAUACUUUGUCAAAAAUGUCAUAAACGAAUUGGGAUUUAGGAUGCAAUGAGAUUUAGGCUGCACAUAAAGUCAAUCAUGCUUUGUAGAAUUCAUGUUGUACAUGCGGUUUUUAGUUUUCGAGAAAAUUAACAUAUGAGUGGGCUUACUUGUAGUUGUCUCUGUUUAUUAAGCUGUGAUAGGAAAGUAUUUUUAAGUUCUAUAGGCCACUUCAGCUUUAAAGACGAUUUCCAAAUCUGGUUAUAGAAUGCGGCCACUCCUGUAAAUAACCUAACUGUGUGUGAACGUAACCGUAUUAAGCACUCAAAUAAUAAGACGUGUUUUAGAGAAUGUGUCUUGAAAUUUUUCUUGUUUUAAACAUAAAUGGAACAAAUUAUGUUUGUGCUUAAAAUGAAUAAAUGAAUAAAUGUAAAAUAUCAUAUUAUAUAAGUAACUAUUUUAUGUAAACAGUCAAACCCAAAAUUAUUCAGACACCAGAUAUCAUUUUUUAUUUUUUUUUUUUACUAGUGGGUGCAGGACACUACCAUUCAUUUAUGUAAGUGGGGAUAGCAAAAUAAAGUAAACUGUGGUUUACCAGUAAAAUUGAUAAAAAAUUUGGGACCAAAAAUUAUUCAGACACUUUGACCUGUUUUUUUUCUUUGCUAAUGCGACCCUUUUACACCACAGACUAAACAAUAUUAUACAUUGCUUGGUAAUUGGUCAACAAAGUAUUGAUAGUUGUGUAAAUAUUGUGAUACUAACAGCUGUCUGAAUUUUUUGGUUGACUGUAAUCCAUUACAUACCUUUCUAUCAAAGUUAUCUGACAUUCUCAAGAAUUUGUUCUGACACAGUUUAUCUCUGUGUUCAUGUCUUAUUUUAUUAGCAUUUUCUAAACUAUAGCAAAUACACUGUCAUAAUGUAAAAAAUGCUGAAGGUGUCUGAAUAAAUCUUGGUUUGACUGUAUAUGAACCACUGAACCCACGAUGACAUUGCUACAUCACACAAUACAAUUUUAAUUUAAAUCACAUGUACCAAAAUGUGAAGUGUCUUCUAUGGUGAGGUCAAUUACUGUCUUUCUGAACAUUCAAUAGCAGUAUUGUUUGUUAAACUAGCACUUUUUAAAGGCGGAAAUCAUAUUAGAUAGUUGUAAAAGGGUGAAGAUUAAAUAAAUUUGCUGCUUUAGAUUAAGCAGAUGUUAACAUUUUUGUUGUGUUCCUGGUUUGCACUAACUUGUCAAAAAAGGGCAAUUUAUUAUGAAAUUUUAGGUGUUUCUUGAAUUAUUUUUCUGUCUUUAACCAAAAUGUUUCAAACAAAACAUGUUUUCUUGGAAACAGACUUAUGUUUUAAGGUGCAAUCACUUGUAAUCACAAUGUCAUUUUCUAUCCUCCACUCUCAGAAAUAAA
Labeo rohita (rohu) is the source of this 3748-nucleotide messenger RNA. Its product is annotated as P2Y purinoceptor 2-like. Gene Ontology annotation, molecular function: A1 adenosine receptor binding; G protein-coupled UTP receptor activity. Gene Ontology annotation, biological process: G protein-coupled receptor signaling pathway. The transcript is spliced from 2 exons. Lineage: Eukaryota; Metazoa; Chordata; Actinopteri; Cypriniformes; Cyprinidae. Gene Ontology annotation, cellular component: plasma membrane. Bases 133 to 1143 code for a protein of 336 amino acids. The record is from RefSeq and is a predicted model, not a curated record.